UGAACUUCAUAUCCCAGCAGGCUUUGCGCUCCACGAGGAGUAGGACCAGUACGGUGUAGGACUACCUUGUCUGUCGACCUUGAAUUUUGUUAAGCAACAUGGCGAGCAAGGAGCCCAAUCGCUUCCUUCAGCACCUGAGGGAUCUGACUAGUCGGAUGUCUUCAUCUGGUGGCAAAGGGGCAGGACUAGGGCUGAAACUUAUGCUUGGAGCUGGAGCUUUGGUAUAUGGCCUUAAAGAAGCCAUGUACACAGUGGAGGGUGGCCACAGAGCCAUUGUCUUCAACAGGGUUGGAGGGAUGCAGAUGGACACUAUUCUGGCUGAGGGGCUUCAUUUCAGGAUCCCAUGGUUCCAGUACCCUAUCAUCUAUGAUAUCAGGGCUAAGCCCAGGAAAAUUUCAUCUUUGACUGGGAGCAAAGAUCUGCAGAUGGUGAACAUAGCUGUGCGGGUACUGUCCCGACCCAUGGCAUCCAACUUGCCGAUCAUGUACCAGCAGCUGGGGAAAGACUACGAUGAGAGAGUUCUGCCUUCUAUUGUCAACGAGGUUCUGAAGUCUGUGGUGGCAAAGUUUAACGCCUCGCAGCUCAUCACGCAGAGAGCACAGGUAUCCCUGCUGGUGCGUCGGGAGCUUUUUGAGAGAGCCAAAGACUUCAACAUCAUUCUGGAUGAUGUGGCCAUCACUGAGCUGAGCUUCAGCAGCCAGUAUACUGCUGCUGUGGAGGCCAAGCAAGUUGCCCAGCAGGAGGCCCAAAGAGCACAGUUCUAUGUGGAGAAAGCCAAACAGGAUCAGAGACAGAAGAUCAUCCAGGCAGAGGGAGAGGCUGAAGCUGCUAAAAUGUUGGGUCAAGCUGUGACGAAGAACCCUGGUUACCUGAAGCUGAGGAGAAUCAGAGCAGCACAGAACAUCGCUAAGACGGUGGCAUCGUCUCAGAACAAGGUUUACCUUAAUGCUGACAGUCUGGUCCUGAAUCUACAAGAUCAGACAUUUUUCAACAAUUUAUCCGCCAUGCAGAAGAAAUGAAGGAAACAGUGACCGUCAUCUGCUUCAAAAAAAAGUUUUUGUUUAGCUUGUGGCACAGAAAUGUCAACAUACAUGACUCUGGACAUUGAUGACUGAACUGUGAACAAGAAAGCAAUGUCCUUUUUUUUAUUUGCUUCUUUCUGAGAUCUGGGAUUGGCUUUUGUUAUCUCCGAAUUAUGUUGAUCAGUUGGAGUUGAGGAAUUACGCAAUGACCUCUCAGAAUGUAAAAACCUGUGGUUUUAGCUCCACAUCCAAGAAAUCAGUAACACAUUUGUCAAAUUGAAAAUACAACAUGAACAUGGUGUGAGAAUUUUAUGUUUUAGAUCAUUUUCCAUCAGGAUGGGGUUUAUGUUAAAGAAAUUUCACUGUUGUAUUUGGUUUUUAGUUAAUUUAGCUGCAUUUUGUCCUCCCAAAGUUAUCCAUGUAAUCAGAAACUGUUCAGUGAAAUCCGAUCUUUAUGUCAGUAUUUGGCAGGGCUCUAUUCUUCUAUCUCUGUCGAGCUGAUGCAACAGAUGUUUAAUUUUCUGUGUGAAUUGAUACAAUAAACCUAAAUUAUGCAGCCA
Melanotaenia boesemani (Boeseman's rainbowfish) is the source of this 1582-nucleotide messenger RNA. RefSeq names its product prohibitin-2-like. NCBI's taxonomy places the organism in Eukaryota, Metazoa, Chordata, Actinopteri, Atheriniformes, Melanotaeniidae. The transcript has 10 exons. Bases 99 to 1019 code for a protein of 306 amino acids. Gene Ontology annotation, cellular component: membrane; mitochondrion. Gene Ontology annotation, biological process: mitochondrion organization. The record is from RefSeq and is a predicted model, not a curated record.